AUGUUAUCAACCGCGCUCGGCGUCGAGCUCACCGCGCGCACCCGAACCCCACGCGCGCUCGCCCUCACGGACCACAUCGACGCUCCGGGCGAUUGGCUCGUCUCCGCAAUCGUCGGUGAGCUCGUCGAGCGCUCCAUCGCGGUCGUUUUGAUCCCGUGCGAGCGAUCGAGCGAAGAAAUUCUCAGGCUGAGCAAGAAAAUCUCUCGAAAGUCCCGCGAUGCGCUCGACCGGGCGUUAAAGCGCGGGACGUUGACGAUUGUGGAUCCACACGCGUUCGGGGACGCGUUCGGGGACGACAAAACGCGCGUGAUGGCGACGUUGGCGGGGACGCGGACGGCGGGGCGCGCCGCCGCUGCGGCCGCCGCGUCGAGCGAAGACGCGACGUCGAGCGAGCGGCGAGCGUGCGUGGUGAUCGACGGCGCGGAUUCGCUGUGUCCGUCGUCGUCGUCGACGGCGUUGGAACGGUUUUUGGACGCGAUUGCGGGGGAGGAUUUGGGUUUCGACGUCGUGACGCGCGCGCACGGUGACUGCGGGACGCUCGAGCGGUGGAUCGCGGAGUCGUGCGAUUGUGAGAUGCGGUUAAUUCCGCUCGCGACGGGGGGUGCAGAGGACGCGCAAGGGAUGUGUGAGACGACGCACAAGACGGGGGCGUGGUUAGGGGGCGGGGGUCGACGUUCGCGGUACGCCUUUGCGGUCACUGAGCUCGGCGUUCGUGUCGAGCGGCGUUCGAUCGUUAGUUCUUAG
Ostreococcus tauri is the source of this 744-nucleotide messenger RNA. Its product is annotated as unnamed product. Lineage: Eukaryota; Viridiplantae; Chlorophyta; Mamiellophyceae; Mamiellales; Bathycoccaceae. The transcript has a single exon. The coding region runs from base 1 to 744 and encodes 247 amino acids. The record is from RefSeq and is a predicted model, not a curated record.